Molecule: messenger RNA, 719 nt
Organism: Symbiodinium sp. CCMP2456
Lineage: Eukaryota; Dinophyceae; Suessiales; Symbiodiniaceae
Source: the annotation of a GenBank genome assembly
GGCCUCUCUUCCCGACAGCCCGGACGGCCCAAGCCGCCCAACGGACGCGAGCCGAGCGGGGGUCCCGCGCCAGCCGGGUGAGCCGAGCAAAGGCGGCCACUGCAAGCAAGGUGGAGGCGGUGGAGCAGUAUCUGGCCCGCAUCGGAGGCUCAGCCAAGAUCCGCGCCUUGAAGAGCGCUCUGGCCGGCCUGGACCGCGACUUCCUGCAGAAAUAUUUUGAAGUCACUUCUGACGACGUUGUCAAGUCGAGGAAGGGUCACCAAAGACACGAACGAAAUAUCAAGGAGUUCCUGAAGAGCAAGGGAAGUGCUCCUUUGACGCUUGUCAUGGAGACCUUCUCGGUCCCCAGAAGGUGGCUGGCCUCGCACGAAGACUUCCUGGUUCAAGGCGGACGCAUCCGGCUCCGUGUGCGCCAGACGGAUCAGCCGGAGGUCGAGAUCGUGGAGGAUCAUGUUGGUGUUUUCCGGAUGCGGCCGAGCUCAGAGAGGACGGCGCAACAGGAGAUCGCCCGUUUGAGGAUUUUCUUGAUGAGCCAGGUGGCGCGCUUGCCCACCUCCGUGCAGAGCAACGCGCUGCGCCGCCUCAAGGGCAUGUGGCAUCCGGAUGCUGCCCCUGGUCAGUAUCUUGGACACGACGCUGUCAUCGCAGAGGUCUUUCGCUUCCUCUGCUCCGUGGAGGUCGCAGCAACCGGACUUCGCAUCCCACCAUCCGAGGGAUAA